GUGAGCGGGCAAAGUUGUGGAUAAAAAAUAUAUAACCUGGGAGGAGAAAUCAAGUCCCCAGCAAAUAAAAGUGAAUGUGGUGGGUGGGGCUACUGUGAUUGGUACUUUCCAUUUGAUCGCCGUAUGAAUCAGACGAUGUUCAGAUUAAAUUUCACAGCGACGUUUGUUUCAAAAAAAAGUUUUGUUAUUUAUAUCAGUGGCGGUAUAAGUGAUUAUGUUGUAAGAUUCCCCCUCAUGUUGUUUACUCCCCAAACUGACCAGGAAUGUUGGAUAUACAGCGAACCAGGUAUUUGCUCAAAUGAAGUGGAUACAACAUGUACAAUUGAAAACUGGAUCGACGUGGAUGGCAGUGGGGCAACAGAUAUAGGGAUGUCAUUCGAAUGCCAGCCUUCUGUAUAUCAACUUAUCAAGUAACAUUCACUUACGAAUACAUCGAUUGUAAAACAGGAAAAAGACUUGAACCACCAACUACCAUGGCCCUACCGCAUUCCAUGGUCCUACCUACUACCCCGGCCCUAGAGACUGACGCAGCCCUACAGACUACCACAGCCCUACAGACUACCACAGCCCUACAGACUACCACAGCCCUACAGACUGACACAGCCUUACAGACUACCACAGCCCUACAGACUACCACAGCCCUACAGACUACCACAGCCCUACAGACUACCACAGCCCUACAGACUACCACAGCAUUACAGACUACCACAGCCCUACAGACUACCACAGCCCUACAGACUGACACAGCCUUACAGACUACCACAGCCCUACAGACUGACACAGCCCUACAGACUACUACGGCACCAACUACCCAGGCAAACAAACCCAACCAGACAACCUUUAACUCUGUUUCCACUGAAUCAGACACCGGCAAUAACUCUAUCACAACGAGUUUGAUAAUAAUUGGAUCCAUGAUAGCAUUGUUGGUAGCCGUUGCAUUUGGAGUUAUGGUUUAUCGUAAAAUCAGACCACAAGGCCAGGAAGAAAAUAUUGCAAUGUCGACCCCAACUCGGGAGUACGAAGAGAUUCACGAACCGGUAAAUGAGGAAGGUUAUCUCUCACCAAUGGCAAACCCCAACGUAUCAAUUCAAAUACCGAUUGUAGAGGAAGCAUACGCUGAUCCUGAUUAUAUUGUCCCAGAGGAUAUUCAUCCCCCACCUAUACCCGACCCGAUGUACGACAGAGUAGAAUUGCUGCCUCCUGACAACCUGCGUAUAGGUCCUGCUGUCUCCUCAAACCUCGGCAGUUCUCGUCAAAAUCCAAGUGUCGAAGGCGUUUAUAACGAGCCCGAUUAUGCUCCACCAGGAAAUAUUUCUGCCCCGCCUAUUCCCAUGCAUGAGGGCAUUGGUGUGCCAACUUCCAGUGCCACACCCAAUUUUCAGUUGACGCCGCUUCCAAAUUCUGAAGUACAGGUUUCACUUAUGAUCCGCUUAAAUCCUGGCAUUUCUUGUCAAGUUAAGAGUUCUGAUGACAGAACAAAUCCAGACACCUCCCCAGAAAAUAUUGCCACCUCCCCAGAAAAUAUUGCUGCACCACCCAUGUAUGGAGGCGAAAGGGUGACACCACCCUGCAACCCACCCCACCCCCAAACGAAUCUGCCUCUUAACCCUACUGUCUCCUCAAACCCUGGCACUCCCUGUGCCAGUGUUGAAGGCGUUCAUGACGGGCCGGAUCAUGCCCCACCGGAAAAUACUACUGUCCCACCCAUAUACGAUGACCCUUUGGCCAUUAACACUCCAGGAAAUAUUACUGUCCCACCCAUAUACGGUGACCCUUUGGCCAUUAACCCCCCAGGAAAUAUUACUGCCCCACCCAUAUACGAUGACAAUUUGGCCAUUAGCCCUUCCGUUUACGAUGAUAUAGCCUAG
This is a messenger RNA of Styela clava, 1868 nucleotides long. NCBI's taxonomy places the organism in Eukaryota, Metazoa, Chordata, Ascidiacea, Stolidobranchia, Styelidae. The record is from RefSeq and is a predicted model, not a curated record.